AUGACGAUUCGAUUAGUUCCAUUGGGUGCAGGUCAGGAUGUCGGCAGAAGCUGUAUAGUAGUUACGAUUGGUGGGAAGAAUAUCAUGUUUGAUUGCGGAAUGCACAUGGGUUUCAAUGACGAGAGAAGAUUUCCUGAUUUCAGUUACAUCUCAAAAACAGCCGAAUUUACAGAAGUGUUGGAUGCAGUGAUCAUUAGUCAUUUUCACCUUGACCACUGCGGUGCCUUGCCUCAUUUUACAGAAAUGUGUGGUUACGAUGGCCCGAUUUAUAUGACACACCCUACAAAAGCCAUCUGUCCUAUCCUGCUCGAAGAUUACCGCAAGAUCGCAGUAGAGAAAAAGGGCGAAACCAAUUUUUUUACUUCAGACAUGAUCAAACAAUGCAUGAAAAAGGUGACACCCAUCAGUCUACACCAGACCAUUCAGGUUGAUGCCGAUAUAGAGAUCAAGGCAUACUAUGCUGGCCAUGUGCUGGGUGCGGCCAUGUUUUAUGUCCGGGUUGGCGAAGAGUCGGUGGUCUAUACGGGGGACUACAACAUGACACCCGAUCGACAUCUUGGCUCGGCUUGGAUUGACAAAGUCAGGCCGGACGUAUUAAUUACCGAGAGUACUUAUGGCACCACAAUCCGUGACUCGAAGCGAUCUCGUGAGAGAGACUUUCUGAAGAAAGUUCAUGCGUGUGUGCUCAAGGGUGGCAAGGUGCUGAUUCCAGUGUUUGCGCUCGGACGUGCUCAGGAACUGUGCAUCCUGAUCGAUGCCUACUGGGAGCGCAUGGGUCUCAAGGUGCCGAUAUACUUUUCUGCAGGUCUCACCGAACGAGCAACCCAGUAUUACAAACUGUUUAUCAACUGGACAAACCAGAAGAUCAAGAGUACAUUUGUGGAGCGUAACAUGUUUGAAUUCAAGCACAUCGAGCCAUGGGAUCGGCAGUUUGUGUCCAACAAGGGCGCGAUGGUUUUGUUUGCAACACCAGGCAUGCUGCAUCAAGGCACGUCUCUUGAGGUCUUUAAGAAGUGGGCACCAGAUCCGAUCAACAUGGUUGUCUUGCCAGGCUUCUGUGUUGCAGGUACCAUUGGCCAUCAAGUGCUCCAGGGUCGAAAGCUCAUCGAAAUCGAUCGGUUCACCAAAGUCGAAGUCAACCUUCAGGUCAGGAACCUCUCGUUCAGUGCUCAUGCAGACGCCAAAGGAAUCAUGCAAUUGAUUCGCCACUGCGAGCCACGUAAUGUGGUCCUUGUUCACGGCGAACGUCAGGCAAUGGAGUUUCUGAAGAGCAAGAUUGUUAAUGAGUUUGGAAUCGAAUGCUACAACCCGCCAAACGGUGUGACAAUCAGUAUUCCCACCAGUCACACCAUGUCUGCCAAGAUUAGUUCUGCAUAUCUCAAGACGCUUUUAGCACAAACGUCUUCAUCAUUAUCAUCAUCUUCUUCUUCUUCUUUUUCUUCU
Phycomyces blakesleeanus NRRL 1555(-) is the source of this 1443-nucleotide messenger RNA. RefSeq lists its product as hypothetical. The record is from RefSeq and is a predicted model, not a curated record. Gene Ontology annotation, cellular component: nucleus. NCBI's taxonomy places the organism in Eukaryota, Fungi, Mucoromycota, Mucoromycetes, Mucorales, Phycomycetaceae. The annotation marks the transcript as partial. The transcript has 3 exons. Gene Ontology annotation, biological process: snRNA processing.